Molecule: messenger RNA, 1753 nt
Organism: Neohortaea acidophila
Lineage: Eukaryota; Fungi; Ascomycota; Dothideomycetes; Mycosphaerellales; Teratosphaeriaceae
Product: 6-phosphogluconate dehydrogenase
Exons: 4
Coding region: 190-1620 (476 amino acids)
Biological process (GO): pentose-phosphate shunt; pentose-phosphate shunt, oxidative branch
Cellular component (GO): cytosol
Molecular function (GO): NADP binding; phosphogluconate dehydrogenase (decarboxylating) activity
Source: RefSeq, a predicted model, not a curated record
ACCACCCCCAAUCCCAGCGACGCCUUCACAACAUCACCCACCACCUCACCACAUCUCCCCCCGUCAACAUGUCUUCAAAAGAGCCGGUGACUCGACUGGCAACAUCGCCGUGUCCGUACGAGGGAGAAACAAUGCUGACCAUGCCCUUCCCUCCACAGCGGCGACUUCGGUCUCAUUGGCCUCGCGGUCAUGGGCCAGAACCUGAUCCUCAACGCCGCCGAUCACGGCUUCACCGUCGUUGCCUUCAACCGUACCCUCUCCAAAGUCGAUCGCUUCCUUGAGAACGAGGCCAAGGGCAAGAGCAUCGUGGGCGCAUGGAGUGCCGAAGAAUUCCUCUCGAAGCUCAAGAAGCCCCGCCGAAUGAUGAUCCUCGUCCAAGCCGGUCCUGCCGUCGACGCCUUCAUCGAGACUCUGUUGAAGGCCGGCGCCGAGACGGGAGACAUCAUCAUUGACGGAGGCAACUCUCACUUCCCGGACACCAACCGCCGCACCAAAUACCUCGCCUCCAAGGGCAUCCGCUUCGUCGGCGCCGGUGUGUCCGGCGGUGAGGAGGGCGCACGAUACGGUCCAUCCAUCAUGCCCGGUGGCAACGAGGAGGCCUGGCCACACAUCAAGGAUGUCCUGCAGAGCAUUUCCGCCAAAUCCGACGGCGAGCCCUGCUGCCAAUGGGUCGGUGACGAGGGCGCUGGCCACUACGUCAAGAUGGUGCACAACGGCAUUGAGUAUGGUGACAUGCAGCUCAUCACCGAGGCAUACGAUAUGAUGAAGCGUGGCCUCGGCAUGAGCGACAAGGAGAUGGGCGAUGUCUUUGCCAAGUGGAACAAGGGCGUGCUCGACUCUUUCCUCAUCGAAAUCACCCGCGACAUCCUCUACUACAACGACGAGGAUGGCACCGCGCUCGUCGAGAAGAUCCUCGACUCGGCCGGCCAGAAGGGUACCGGCAAGUGGACCGCCAUCAACGCCCUUGACAUGGGCCAGCCCGUGACGCUCAUCGGUGAGGCCGUGUUCGCCAGAUGUUUGUCCUCCUUGAAGGCCGAGCGUAUUCGUGCCAGCAAGAAGCUCGCCGGCCCCGAGGUCAAAUUCUCCGGCAACAAGCAAGAGGUUCUUGACAACCUUGAGCAGGCUCUCUACGCCUCCAAGAUCAUUUCAUACACCCAGGGUUUCAUGUUGAUGCAAGCUGCUGCCAAGGAAUACGGCUGGAAGCUCCAGAAGCCCGAAAUCGCGCUCAUGUGGCGCGGAGGGUGCAUCAUCCGCUCCGUCUUCCUCAAGGAUAUCACCAAGGCCUACCGCUCCAACCCGGACCUCGAGAACCUGCUCUUCGACGACUUCUUCAACAAGGCCAUCCACACCGCGCAGCCCGGCUGGCGCGACAUCGUCGCCAAGGCCGCCACCUGGGGUAUCCCCACCCCCGCCUUCUCCACCGCGCUCUCCUUCUACGACGGCAUCCGCACCAAGGACCUGCCCGCCAACCUGCUCCAGGCCCAGCGCGACUACUUUGGCGCCCACACCUUCCGCAUCAAGCCCGAGCACGCGAGCGAAAAGUACCCCGAGGGCAAGGACAUUCACGUCAACUGGACCGGGCGUGGUGGCGAUGUCUCGGCUUCCACCUACACCGCUUAGACGCGUCUGCUCCGCAGUCCUAGAUGAGGGGGAGAGAUGGGGGGUGCAUUACGUUCAAGAGAGGGUAGGAUGCUCCCACAUUUUGAUAGAGGUUGCUUGCUUCCAUUUGGUGUCGUACGUACGAAACAAGAAC